Molecule: messenger RNA, 2818 nt
Organism: Betta splendens (Siamese fighting fish)
Lineage: Eukaryota; Metazoa; Chordata; Actinopteri; Anabantiformes; Osphronemidae
Gene: scara3
Product: scavenger receptor class A, member 3
Exons: 12
Coding region: 545-2323 (592 amino acids)
Source: RefSeq, a predicted model, not a curated record
ACCAGAGGAACACGGACCCUCCCUCCAUCUUAUUUUCAUUUUCCAGUCCCUCCUUCGAGCUCCAGUGUCUUUGUUCUCCACCCUCUCUCUCCUCCUCCCUCCUUUUUCUACUAUGCACAUGGUUUCCCUCUGAGGCGCCUUACUUUUGCAGGUUCUGGAUGGAAGAGAGUGAUGGUUCCAGGGAGCUGCAUGCGAAGCCCAACGCAUCCUCUGCGCUGACUCUUAAUCGGUGGGACUUUGAGCACGGAUGCGUUAGCUGCAGCGGCUGCAGCAUCAAACCACACUGAGACUCACUGAGACUCACUGAGACACACUGAGACUCACUGAGACUCACUGAGACACACUGAGACUCACUGAGACUCACUGAGACACACUGAGACUCACUGAGACUCACUGAGACUCACUGAGACUCACUGAGACACACUGAAACUCACUGAGACUCACUGAGACUCACUAAGACUCACUGAGACACACUGAGACUCACUGAGACGCACUGAGCUUCAGCGAACUGGACGACGACUGGAGCACACACUUCAGUGGAGCCAUGAAAGACAACAAUGGAGGAUACGAGAACCAGCUCUUCAAAGAGGAGGAUUUCACUGGAGAAGAGGAGGAAAUGCCUUCGUUCAGAGGUCGAGCCAGAGGCGGCUGCGUGCGCUGCCAGCAGAGCCGCUCCCUGCAGCUCGCCGUUAAAGUCCUCUACGCGUUGGUGGUGUUCCUCGUCAUCGUCGUGGCAGUGCUGGCUUCACUCGUGUUUAGGAAGGUGGACGACCUGCUGAAGGAGGAGACCGUCCACCACAAGAGGAUCUCCAAGGUUCAGGAAGGACUGGACGAUCUGAGCUCCGCCUCCAACUGUUCGCGCUGCCUUGGUGGAAGCUGCAGCGAGGAGCUCGGCCGGCUCCGGAGGGAGUUGGACGACGUCCAGAGACUGAUGCUGGGUCAGAAACAGGUGCUGGACCAGGCCACACAAACCCAGACCGGCCUCAAAUCCACCAGCAACCAGCUGCAGCGCGACGCCCAGAACCACCUCAUCGCCAUCAAACUGCUCAACCAGUCGCUGGAGCGGUACCUGGACCGGGUCGAGGGCUGGAAGGACGUGAUACAAGAAACCGAGGAGAAGAUGAAGACUCUGACGGAGGACCAGUACGAGGUCAAGGCUGCAGCGCAGCAGGUCAACGCCACGGUGGCGCUGAGCACCUCCUGGAUCGACGCCCUGCAGAGGAGAGCCCACGAGGAGGCGCUGGUGCUGCAGAAGCUGACCAGCGACUGGCAGAACUACAGCCGCGUGCUCGGCGCCAUCAAGUCCAACACCAGCGGCACCGCGCUGACGCUGCGCUCCGUCCAGAACAACGUGGCGGCAGACCACCAGAGGAUCGCCAUGGCGACGGAGGUCUACUACGACCUCACUCAGCAGGUCAUGAACCUGCAAAUGCAGCUGGACAACGUGACGUCGUUCAUGGAUGAGCACGAGGAGAACGUGCACGACCUCCACUACCACUCACGGUACUACGAGAACAGGACGGGGGAGCGGUUCUCCGCCCUGGAAGGUCGCCUGAAGUCCAUCGAGAUGGAGAUCGAGACGGUCUCCUCCAGCAUCAACGCCACCGUGAGCCACGUCCAGAGCAUGUACAAAUACAUCAGCACCGAGAGCUCGUCGUGCCAGAGCCGCCUGGGCCGCCACACGGAGGAGCUGCAGAACCUGAACAACACCGUGCUGUUACUGCUCCACCUGGCCGACACUCUGAGGCAGCACAACAUGCUGCUGAACGUGCGCCUGGACGUGGACGUCAGGAACCUGUCCAUGGUGAUGGAGGAGAUGAAGCUGGUGGACGUCCACCACACGCAGCUCAUCAAGAACUUCACUAUAGUCAAAGGUGCUCCUGGACCACCAGGACCCAAGGGGAACCGUGGUGAGACUGGUCCAAAGGGGUCAGUGGGACUGACUGGGAGCAAGGGGGACCAGGGGCCCGUAGGAGUCAGAGGUUCUGCAGGGGAGAAGGGCUCGAUUGGGCCCAAAGGCCAAGCUGGUGAGCCAGGUUCCAGUGGCAGUAAAGGGACAGCGGGGCUCAAAGGAGCGAAGGGCUCACUGGGUUUGCCAGGACCACGUGGCGAGAAGGGCCAGAAAGGCGACAUGGGCCCCUCCGGCACCGACGGGGGCCCCGGGCCCUCAGGGCCUCCAGGAAUCCAGGGUCAGACUGGCCUCCCUGGAAUAGUGGGGUCGGUGGGUCCCAAGGGAAAACCUGGUCCCCCAGGGCCGCCGGGACCACCAGGCCCCCCCGGACCCCCAUGGACGGUCAAACCAGAAGACACUAGGAGCGACUGAGAGGUGAUGGACUGAAGCAGGAUCACCAGCAAAAGAACUGCUGCCAAAGACUGAGGUUUUCAGAACUGAGUCAGUGGCCGAGCGAUCGAAACCUCCUGGGCCUAAAAGCAGGAGGCUCAUUAACCACAGGUGUAAAUGUGUAAAUGCUGACCGACACUGACGUCCUUUAACCGUGGGAUGGCACUUUACUGGAUGGCACAGAUUUGGGGUUCCAGAGCCGGUCCUCUAGAACCUCAUUUUCCCUUUUCCUGUCCUGAAACGUCAGAUUUGGGACGUGUCCCUCAGUGACUUUCAGGCUUGUGUCUUAAACUGAGCACAGCAGCGACAGAAAGCUAGAAAGCAGCUUCUCUGAUGUGACCCAUGGAACAAACAAAGCUCUGAGUCUGACGGUGUUCACAUAAAUAUUCACUUAUAUCUGGACUGUACUUUAUCUGGAGAGCUUGUUAUGAAAUGCAACUGGCUUGCACAACCUCAAUAAACCCCUUUUUACCAGCG